UCCAGAUUGCUGUGCUAUGCCUUGUAUGACAAAAGUCCUCUCACCAAGAAUACCUUUGCCUUGACACUUGUGGACAGUCAGACCAUAAAAACACUGCUAAGGAGUGCUAAAGUGGCAAUGAAACAGCCCAACAGAAAGAGGAAGCUUAGUAUGGAUUCCAAAGAGCAUUUGAAUCAGGACGGAUGCUUGGAGCAAGCUGAGGAAGAAAAGAAGCCCAGGGAUGGUGCAACCCCGUUGAGUCACGUGCCUUCCGUGGCUGCACAGGAAGCAUGGUCGUGGGUGCAGUACUUGACAGAACAGAAGGCUACAGCAGCUCCCGUUGAACUGUUUUCCAAGGACCAAUCCUUUCCGGAGCACGAAAAUGGUUUUCGGGUUGGAAUGAGAUUAGAAGGCAUUGACCCCCGACAUCCAUCUGUAUUCUGUGUACUUUCUGUAGCUGAGGUGUGUGGUUACCGCCUCAGACUUCAUUUUGAUGGUUAUUUAAGCUGCUAUGAUUUUUGGACCAAUGCCGGUUCCCCUGACAUUCAUCCGGUAGGGUGGUGUGAGAAGACCAAACAUGAAUUGCACAUCCCUAAGGGUUAUAGAAAAGAUAAAUUUGUUUGGAUGGAUUACUUGAAGGCCUGCAAAUCGCAAAAUGCUCCCAAGAAGUUAUUCAGAAACAGAAGUUCUAAUGGGCCAAUGCCUAAAGAAUUUCAGGUUGGAAUGAAGCUGGAGGCCGUCGACAGGAAGAACCCUUCCUUGGUGUGUGUGGCAACCAUAGCGGAUAUUGUUGAAGAUCGCUUACUAGUGCAUUUUGACAAUUGGGAUGAUAGUUACGAUUACUGGUGUGAUGUAAAUAGCCCUUAUGUCCAGCCCGUUGGUUGGUGUCGGGAGAAUGGAAGAACUCUGAUAGCACCCCAAGGUUAUCCUGAUCCAGAAAAUUUUUCCUGGACAGAAUAUCUGGAAGCUACUCAAACUAAUGCCGUUCCUGCCAAAGUUUUUAAAAUGCGGACACCCCACGGUUUUCUGCCGAGCAUGAGACUUGAAGCGGUGGACAGACGGAACCCCAGGCUCAUUCGAGUUGCUACCGUCAUCGAUGUGGAUGACCAGCGAGUAAAGGUUCAUUUCGAUGGCUGGGACCACAAAUAUGACUACUGGAUGGAUGCAGACAGCCCUGACAUUCACCCGAUUGGAUGGUGUGAUAUAACAGGGCAUCCACUGGAAAUCCCAUAUCGAGCAAAUGAUGUGAAAAUCCUUCCAGGUCAAGCUGUUUGUCCUACUCCAGGGUGCCGAGGAAUAGGCCAUAUCCGUGGUCCACGGUAUUCAGGACAUCACAGCGCUUUUGGCUGCCCGUAUUCAGACAUAAACUUGAAAAAGGAGGCAACUCUUCACGAUCGUCUGAGAGAACAAACACAGGCAAAUUUGGAAUCUGACUCUUCACAUUCGAAAUCAAAGAACCUCUGCAGUUUGAACUUCAACGGAAAACAUGAGAAGGUGAACAGUCAGCCCAGACUUGUACAGCAGGCAAAGUGUUUGAAAAUCAAAGGAAAAGAAGAUAUUGACUUGGAUAAUCUCUUCAGAGGUUUACAGGCAAGUAUAUUGGGUGUAUGCAUGAGACAUGGCAGACGGUAGUUCGCAGAGAAAAGAAUGCCUGACGAUAUUGUUGUCGUAUCUGCUGCGCCACAUCCCUUCUCUGGACUGGAGUCAAGCAUCUGUGUAGGGUCUUUCAGGUUUUUACCUUUGCUCAGUGAAUGUUCCACAGAGAACUGCACAAAAUCUCCUUUGAGGACAAGUAGAGUGAAGCUAAUUAAAGUGCAUUCCACUGAGUACCUGCCCUUUUGCCCUCUUAGCCCAUAACCAGAGCAGCUAAAGCUCAGCUACCGGGUACCGCAGAUGCAUGGCGCUGUCCAGGCCGCCACAGUGCCUAACCCCAGGGGACAUCUGGUAUUGUGGAAUGUUCAGCUAGAAAGCUUUUAGCUGUUUACUGUUUUUGUUCUCCAAUGUGUAACAAAGGCUCACUUUUUUACAAAUCCAAAAAUUUCAUAAAGCAAAAAAAUUAGAGAUAAGCAUGAAAAAUGUAAACAUUGUUAAUAAGUCCCUCACACAUUUAUUUUGGAUAUAAUAAUUCACUUUUUUGUUUUGCUACCAGCAUAGAAUCAUAUUUGGUGAACUUUUUUCUCUAGUUGCUGAUGGGUCAUGGCUGUCUUUCUAAGUCAUUGCGUGUACACCUACUAGGUUCUGUUUUUUUAAAUUUUUUAAGUAAUCAUUUUAGACGAGUUCAAGAGAUUACCCUCAUUGAAUCACCACUUGUGUCAAGAAAUAGAAUCUGAGUGGAAGCCCGCGUCAUGCUGUCCAGUUACCACCUCCUGCCAGGACAGUCACUCUUCUGAUUUCCAUCACUGUCAGUUGCUUUGCCCUGUUUUGAACAUUUUAUAAUUGAGAUCACACAAUGCGUGUCCUUUUAUAUCUGACUCUUUUUGCCAACCUUAUGUUUGUGAGAUUCAUUCGAAUCAUGCUUUGCUUCUUUGCUUAUUCUCAAUACUCAGUAUUACUCCAUUUUAUGAAGAUGCCACAAUUUAUCUGUCCAUUUUAAUAUUGGUGGCUUUCAGUCUUGCCCUCUCAGCAGUGGUUCUGCUAGGAACAUUCUUGUAUGUGAUUUGGUGGACCUGUGUGUGCAUUUCUGUUGGGUACAAACCAAAGAGGGAAAUUUCUGGGUCAUUGAAUGGGUUUGCAUUUAGGAGCUGGUGUCAAACAUUUUUACAAAGUGGUUGCAGCGGUGCAUUCUUGCUGGCACAGUUUGGGGAUUGUGGGGACUCCACAUCCUUGCCCGCAGUUAAUAUUGUCAGUCCCUAAUCUUAGCCAUUUAUUUGGGUUUGCAGUACUAUUUAAUUGUGCUUUUAAUUUUGCAUUUCCCUGAGGCCAAAUGGGCUUGAACACAUUUUCGUGUUUAUUGGCUAUUUGAAUAUCCUCUGUGAAGUACCUUUCCCAUUUGUCUUUUAGAUUGUCCUUUUCUUAUUGAUGUAUAGGAAUUCUUGAUGUCUGUAAACAAGUCCAUUGUUGGUUAGAUAUAUUGCAAAUAUCAUCUCCAGUCUAUGAUUUGCCAUUUCUCUCUCUUAAUGGUGCCUUGUGAUACAUACAAUGUCCAAAUUUUAAUAGAGUCCAUUAAUCCUUUCCAUUUUGGUUAGCACUUCUAAUAUUCUAGUGUCCUGUUUAAAAAAAAUUUGCCUAUUAUAUGUUCAUGAAGAUAUUCUGCUGUUUUUUAUUCUAGAAUCUUUAUUGUUUGAUCUUUCAGAUUAAAAAUCACCUGGAGCUAAUUUUUUUAUACAUGGCAUAGCAUAGGAGCCAAAAUUCACUUUUUAUAUGAAUAUUCAGUUGACCCAGCACCAUUUAGUUAAAAAGACCUACUUUUCCCCUGUUGCUCAUCAUAAAUCAAGUGACCCUGUACGUAUGGGUCUGUUUCUGGAUUGUGUUCCUUUGGCUUGUCUAUUCUCAUGCCAAUACCGUACUGGUUUAAUUACUAUAACUUUUUAACUUUGUAUCAUAAAUCCUGAGAGCCAAAAACGCCACUCCUCGCACUUUGUUCUUUUUCUUUGGGAUUGCCUGGCUGUUCUUGUUCCUUUGCAUAUCUAUAGAGCUUGUCUAUUUACACACACAUACACACACACACACACACACACCAAACAACAUACUCUGAUUUUGACUGGAAUUGCAGUGAGUGUAUAGAUCGAUUCCAGGUGAAUUGGCAUUCUCUAAUUCAUGAGCAUGGUACAUCCUUCCAUUUAAUUAGGCAUUCUGUAAUAGUUUCCAGUAAUGUUAGGGAGUUUCUCCGAGCCAGGACCUCCAGUAUCAUGUUGAAUAGAUAUGUGAUAGCAAGGUAUCUUUGUCUCAUUCUCAGUCUCAGGAGGAAAGCAUUCAGAAGUUUACGAUUAAAUAUGCGGUUUACUAUAGAUUUUUGUAGUGCCCUUUUAGUUUGAGAAAACUGCCUCCUCUUUUAGUUUGUGUUUUUAUUUUUAUGAAUAAGGUUUGAAUUUUAACAAAUGCUUUUUCUGCAUCUAUUUGGAUGAUCACAUGGUUUUUCUCUUUAUUCUGUUAAUGUGGUGAAUUAUAAUGAUUCUUAAGGAAAUUUCUUAUUGAGGUUUAUCAUAUUUUUGGGAAAAUAUGUAAAUUAUAUGUGUAUUACUCAAUGAAUUUCAAUAAAUGAAUAUUCAUGUACCAGCACCCCGAUCAAAACAUAGAACCAGUAUUUCUUUACCAAUACAGGUAGACCUCACCUUGCUGCAUAUGCAGUGAAUUUCAGUUACCAUGGUUUAAUUAAAUAAUUCCAGUCCCCUCACAACACAGUUCAGCUUUCAGUUACCACAGUAUGUUAACUGCGGGCCAUUGUACAAAGUGCUAGCCCAUUAGUCCACAAAUCACUACCUAACUAACAGAUCUGCAUAAUGAUCAGUGACCAAUAAUGUCUCUUCUUUCAAAGGCUGUAAGUGAUUGGUCUAAGCACAUCUGUUAUUCAGCUUACACACUGACAGCAAAGUGGGUAGUUGUGUGGCCUACUUGCUCCAGUGAUAAACACAUGGGAUGUUUUACAAAAGUGGAUACUCCAUUGGCUCCCACAUAUGAAAGUAUGAUAAAGAAACAAAGUGAUAACACUGGAAGUGAAAUUCAAAUCAAACGUCAACAGAUUUAUAGGAAAAAUAGCCAACCAUGGAGAUGCUGGCACUGCCCCCGUUCGAGAGACUCUAACUGUGCUGUCAGAAAAAUUCAGUGAAAACAGACUCUGGGACAUAAAUGAGAAGAUGACUGGGACAAACAGGUGAAUAUGUCCUGCAGGAAAUGACACUGGCAAAAAAAAAGAUCCCUUCACGUUAAAGGGACCCUCAGAGAUAUUUCACACCCUUGUA
Ailuropoda melanoleuca (giant panda) is the source of this 4877-nucleotide messenger RNA. RefSeq names its product L3MBTL histone methyl-lysine binding protein 4 (gene L3MBTL4). Gene Ontology annotation, molecular function: zinc ion binding; chromatin binding; histone binding. The transcript has 16 exons. Gene Ontology annotation, biological process: negative regulation of DNA-templated transcription. Gene Ontology annotation, cellular component: nucleus. The coding region runs from base 118 to 1611 and encodes 497 amino acids. The record is from RefSeq and is a predicted model, not a curated record. NCBI's taxonomy places the organism in Eukaryota, Metazoa, Chordata, Mammalia, Carnivora, Ursidae.